This is a messenger RNA of Poecilia latipinna (sailfin molly), 1326 nucleotides long. Its product is annotated as tyrosyl-DNA phosphodiesterase 2-like. The transcript has 6 exons. Gene Ontology annotation, cellular component: PML body; cytoplasm. Gene Ontology annotation, biological process: double-strand break repair. The record is from RefSeq and is a predicted model, not a curated record. Bases 147 to 983 code for a protein of 278 amino acids. Gene Ontology annotation, molecular function: single-stranded DNA binding; 5'-tyrosyl-DNA phosphodiesterase activity. NCBI's taxonomy places the organism in Eukaryota, Metazoa, Chordata, Actinopteri, Cyprinodontiformes, Poeciliidae.
CUGAUAAACUGGACUCCAUUCAGCCCUGUCAACUGUCAGGUCAUGUGAUUUAUUCUAGGGAAACAGAAACUCGGGCGCUGUUCUCUCUGUGUGAGCCGCUGUUGCCCCGCAGCUGGAUCUGGAUUCAUUUGGACUUCAGGGCUGACAUGGACGUAGAGAAGAAGAACUCAGGCUGCACACAACCAGAGAGCUGUGUGGAGCCAACAGGAAGCAAAGAGGAGCAGCUGUCGCUGAUCAGCUGGAACAUCGACGGUCUGGAUGGAGACGAGCAGCCAGAGAGAGCCAGGAGCCUCUGCUCCUACCUCACAGAAUACUCGGCUGAUGUGGUGCUUCUGCAGGAGAUGGUGCAGGCCUACAUGCGGUUCAUGCACAGACGUCUGGGAGAUGCCUACAACUUCAUAGAAGGUGGACAGGACGGUUACUUCACCAUGAUGCUGCUGAAGAAGUCCCGCCUCAGGCUGCUAGAUCACCACAUUCUCAACUUCUCAAAGUCUCGCAUGACGAGAAACCUGCUGGUUGCUCAGGUGGAGUUUGAAGGCCAGAAGCUGAGUCUGAUGACGUCCCACUUUGAGAGCUGCAAGGCCAACUCUGCAGAGAGGAUGAGGCAGCUAAGGCUGGUGAUGAAGGCGAUGAGCCAGGCUCCGGAUGACCAGACGGUUCUGUUUGGAGGGGACACCAACCUGAGGGACCACGAGGUGGCCGCCGUGGGGCUUCCCGGGAACGUCGUGGACCUGUGGGAACAGCUGGGAGAGCCGGAGAAGUGCCGCUACACCUGGGACACUCGGGCAAACACCAACAAUGAAAUAAAAUUCAAGUGCCAGUUCCGAUUCGACCGGGUGUACCUCCGGCGGGCGAGUGGGGACGGUGUCCUCCAGCUGGAGCCUCGCAGCAUGGCGCUGAUCGGCCUGGAGAAGCUCCGGUGUGGUCUGUUCACCAGCGACCACUGGGGGAUCUACUCCACUUUCUCUGUGACGCGCACAUGAAACGCUUUCAUUUUUCAUUUAAAUUUUUAAAACAGAUAAUUUUACAGAAGCUCAGAGUCAUCUGUGACAUCUAAAUGAAACGUUGAAGAUGAAAUGGUUUGAUAACAGGAGCCUCCUUUCCCUGUCAGUUCUGGUCAUCCAGACUUUUGUAAUUUAAGUUGAGUGGAAGAAAGAAUUGUGGUAAAAACGGGCACACAAGCAAUAGGUAAUGACAUGGCCAGAAUAUAAAUCCAUGUAUUAAGACAUUUUUAUUAGUCUAAUAAACAACACAUAAACAAACGCUGUAAACCAAAACUUUCAGAAUUUACCAAAAUAAAUACUUGAAUUCUCUGUGUGAUGGAUC